Adineta ricciae is the source of this 2403-nucleotide messenger RNA. NCBI's taxonomy places the organism in Eukaryota, Metazoa, Rotifera, Eurotatoria, Adinetida, Adinetidae. The record is from the annotation of a GenBank genome assembly.
AUGCAUCCCACCGGAUCUUACGCGCUUCAGUAUGUCGUUCCAGUCUCUAUCUUGAAUGAUGAUGAUAACUAUCCAAAGUUGUUACAACGUCGUCAAGAAUUAACUGAUUCCGACAGAAAAUUACCGGCAAUAGCGGCAACAUUUGAACAAACAUUGACAUUUGUUGAAAACUUCAAAUGUAAUCAACAAAAGUCGAUCAUCGGAAAAACUCGCCUAUCAACGUUGUUACCGAAGGAAACCGAUGGAGAAAAGAAACAAUUAACACCUCAGCAAUUAUGCUAUCAACUAAAUCUCAAACUCGAAUAUUUGAUUCGUACGCGUGCGAUCGAACAACAUCGUGUUAUUAGUCGGACUAGUAUUCUCCCAACGAGACCAAUCAAAACUAAAACAGUUUCUAAAGAGCCAUUUAAUCGAUCAAUACCGUCGAUUGUCAAUCGAUCGACGGAGAAAACUAUCAUUUCCUCCUCAAUGACGACGUUCAAUUCGACAGCUACUCAGGAAGAUCUCGCCGAUAAAGAUUCAAUAGGAGAUAAUGAUGAGGCUUGCGAGGAGAUGGUCGAAGAAGAAAAUGUUACUUUGUUGCAACAACAACAACAACAAACAAUGACUGAUAAAGAUCCAUUCGAAAUGGAAGAUGAAGAAUACGAAGCUGAAAUCGAAGAAGAAUCCCUUCGUAGCUCUGAAAGUGAUGUUGACGGCGAAAGCACAGUCACACUUGAUCCAAUUCAGCUGCUUUCCGAUAAAACGCGACGAGUAGGUAAUACUGAAAUCAAAUCCGGCCUUAUUCGAAGUUUAUUUGAAAAUGUUCCGCCAAUCAUUCGAUUCUGCACGGAAACUCAACGAAUCGAGCCACUACCAGCUCCAUUGCAGAAGAUGAUGAAGUGGAAAAUGAGUGCAAUCACACCGAAUAUCGUCAAAAGUACAGUUCUUCGUUCUGGUUUUCGAUUAAUCAGCAGUGAGGAGGGUGUCGAUUGGCUUGGUACAUGGUCACGUCAUAUGAAACCACCUUGUUUCAAAGCUAUUCGCGAAUACCAAAAGAUCAAUCAUUUUCCGGGUUCAUUUCAAAUUGGACGAAAAGAUCGACUAUGGAGAAAUCUAUCACACAUGCAAGCAGUUCAUUCACGACGAGAAUUCGAUUUCGUUCCUCAAACAUUUGUUUUACCAGCUGAUUUUCUCUUGUUUAAACGUGUUUUCGAAGAGACAGCAGAUAGUAAAGAAUCGAAGUGGAUUAUCAAACCGCCAGCAAGUGCACGAGGACAAGGCAUUCGAGUGAUUAGCAAGAUGGAUCAAGUACCGAAAAAACGUCCGGUUGUUGUGCAAAGAUAUAUUGCAAAUCCGUAUCUGAUUAAUGGACAUAAAUUUGAUAUGAGAUUGUACGUUUAUGUUCCAUCGCAUGAUCCAUUGCGUAUCUAUUUAUUUGAUGAUGGUUUGGCCCGAUUUGCAUCAAGAAAAUAUUCUUCGUCAGUGAAGUCAUUGAGCGAUCGGUUUAUGCACUUGACUAAUUAUUCAGUGAAUCGAUACAAUAGUGAAUAUCGAACAAAUAAUGACUCUGCUGCGUGUACUGGACAUAAAUGGAGUCUGAAAGCGCUAUGGGCAUAUUUGAAAAAACGUGACGUUGAUGUAGCGGAUGUUAUUGAAAAAAUUAAAGACUUGGUUAUAAAAACCAUAAUCAGUGCUGAUGCUUUUGUUAAUGUUUUGACCAAGGCGAAUGUUCGUCGAAAAUUUAGUGUUCAUGAAUUGUUCGGUUUUGAUGUUAUUCUUGAUGAAAAUUGUAAACCAUACAUUGUCGAGGUGAACAUUUCUCCGAGUUUACAUUCCAAUUCGCCAUUGGAUAUCAGCGUGAAAGGUGCGAUGAUCUGUGAUCUACUGAAUUUGAGUGGAUUCAUGAUACCGGAUCGAAGAGAUAUUAUAUCCGAUGGUCCAGUGCGGAGAAAAGCGAAACUACCUAAGAGUUUAAUAUUUGACCGUCGAGUACUCCCACAAGGUUUGUCAACCGACGAAAAAGUUAAACACCAAUAUUUCAGUCAACGCUAUAAUGACGAACAAGUUCGAAAGAACAUUCUCGAUGUCUUAACGCCCGAUGAUUUAAGAAUUCUGAUCGAAACGGAAGAUGAAUUUGCCCGACGUGGAUCAUUCGAACGCAUUUUCCCCACCAAUCAAACACGAAAAUACCUGAAAUAUUUCGAAACGCCAAGGUACUACAAUAUAUUAUUAAGCGAAUGGAUCACAAAAUAUACGCGAAACGAAGAUCGAGGUAUUGCGCUAUUGAAUAGUUUCUGUAAAAAGGAAAUACAUUUACAACAUCCAGCAGUCGAUCCUAACCAUAUGUGGACGCAAUAUCAGAAAAACCAAGGACAUUCAUCCUAUCGUGAGAAUGACAAUCCAAAUACAAAUGGUACUUAG